Cyprinodon variegatus (sheepshead minnow) is the source of this 5653-nucleotide messenger RNA. It is a transcript of the gene mmd2a, whose product is annotated as monocyte to macrophage differentiation-associated 2. Gene Ontology annotation, molecular function: pore-forming activity. NCBI's taxonomy places the organism in Eukaryota, Metazoa, Chordata, Actinopteri, Cyprinodontiformes, Cyprinodontidae. The record is from RefSeq and is a predicted model, not a curated record. The coding region runs from base 494 to 1213 and encodes 239 amino acids. The transcript has 7 exons. Gene Ontology annotation, cellular component: membrane.
UCUGGUUAGUCUCUAGAGACAGUUGCCAGGAGGAUGUUCUGCGUUUUAUUCCAAAUGCCACUAAUGUGCAGCGAGGAGGAGCUGUUAUUGCUGCUGCUGCGUUAUCAUCAGGAGAGGAGGAAGAGGAGGGGAGGGCUUACAAGCCCAGCUCCGUGGAACAUCCUGCAAACAAGUCGGGGAGUCGAAACCAAACUCCGCUCAGUUUGCCCCUCGCAGCGACGCGCAGCACUUCGCUCCCUCCGUCCGCGCUCCUGUCGGGAUGCCUCUCCGUUUGGAGGAAGUCUGUGCGCUCCAGCUCUAGCUGCCCCAUCCUGCCACUUAAUGCCUGACUUAUGACUGAGCACCGCUUUAUUAAUAUCAUCUCCGGACGCACGGCGGUGGGACAUCCGGCAUGGGGCGCCCGUAAGAGGAGGAGGAGGAGACCACGGUCCGCUCUGGUUUAGUGAAGAGCGCGCGAGCGCACCGACGCACGCGCCCUCGUAGCCAGCGCGACAUGGACUUCAAGAAGACAAAAUUUGGAAGGUACAUGAACUGCAGGGUUCCGGCCAAUAAGAGAUACCAGCCCACUGAGUACGAACAUGCAGCCAACUGCGCUACACACGCGUUUUGGAUUCUUCCCAGCAUGGUUGGUGGCUCUGUGCUAUACUUCCUCUCUGUGGAUAAAUGGCACAGAGUCGCUGCCUUGCUCUAUGGCAGUGGUCUGACCGGCCUCUUCCUCACCUCGACGCUCUUCCACACAGCUGCCUGGAAAAUCAGCCACCUCCGGAGGCUGGAGGAACGUUUCCACAUGUGUGACCGAAUGGCCAUCUACUUCUUCAUUGCUGCCUCCUAUUCUCCUUGGUUGAUGCUGAGGGAGCUGGGACCUUGGACGUACCAUAUGCGCUGGCUGAUCUGGGUCAUGGCGUGUGUAGGGUCCGUGUACGUCUUUUUUUUCCAUGAGCGGUACAAACUGGUAGAGCUGCUGGGCUAUGUGACAAUGGGGGCUGUUCCUGCUUUGGUCAUAUUGUCCAUGGUGGAACGUGCAGGCGUGUGUGAGCUCGCUCUGGGAGGGGUCUUCUAUUCAAUGGGCGUGGUCUUCUUUAAGAGCGAUGGACUCGUUCCUUUCGCCCACGCCAUCUGGCAUCUUUUUGUCGCAGUCGGAGCGGGCAUUCAUUAUUACGCCAUCUGGAGGUACCUGUAUCUUGUUGAACCACAGCUGCAGACGUCCAGGUGACGGACCCACCCUCCCCCGAUGGACACUGAAUUCUGAAAGCUGCUGAUUCAAAAGGCGUAGUGGGAUACUAAAAGUUGCACUUAAACUGAACCAAGUGGUUUGCCUUCAUGAAAUGAAGGCUGGUUAUGGGGAGACCCAUGCUGGAUUGGAGCUGAUGGUCAUACUGUUAGAGACCAAACACCCGAUCAAAGCCAGUAAACUAAGAUGUACAACAUCUAGCUUCAAUGGGAAUGUUGUUAUAAUCCUGCUGUUAAACACAAAAUUUUAUUAUUUUGUCCAUCUUGAAGACUGAUGAUGUCCAAACGGGUCCAAACAGUAAAGGUUUGAGACACUUUAGUUUUUUUUUUUUUUUUGCUUUUGAAGCAUUUAGAUUCUGCUGUAGAAACAAACUAACAAAAAAAAAAACAGCAGACCGUAACCACAGUCUGCUGCAGGGUUUUUAUUUAACAAACAUGCUAAGAUUUAGCAUGGAGAUAUUUUCAGCCCAAAAAACUUUAAGUCUAGGGUGACAUUAGUGUUCAUACCCCUGACACUGAUCAUACUUUGUCACAUUGUAAUCACAAACUUUAAUGAGUUUUACUGCGAUUUUAUGUGAUAACCAAACACACUUGUGAGUGAAAGAAAACUGGUAUUAAUCUGCUUUUACUCUGACAUCAUAAAAUAACACCUAGGGUAUUUAGUUGCCUUCAAAAAUCACAUAUUUAGUAGUAGAGUCCACCUGCGUAGUUUAUCCUUUGAUUGAUGGAAAGGCCACCCACUUGCUAAAGCAUGGGGGUGGCAGUAUAAUGCUGUAGGGGUGGUUUUCUUUAGAAGGCACUGCUGGUCUGAGUCAAUGUGAAGAUCACUGGAGGUGAAUAUAAACAGUAUAGGAGGAAAACCUGUUAGGGGCUGCAAAGGUUUUGGGUUGGAGGUUCACCUUCCAGUAGUACGACGGCGUAAACAUACAAUUAGAGCUGCAAUGGAAACAGUUUUAACGUCAGAGCAAGCAAAUGAGAUGGAACGGCUCGGUCAAAGUCCAAAUAUAGAUCCUCAAUGAGCUGCAGCUGUUUUGGAAAGGACACAUUUCAGUUUUAAUACAUUUUAAUCUGGUAAACACACUUUAAAAACAUUUAAACUGUCAAAGCAGCGAAAUAAGGCUUAAAGAUAAAUACUUUAGACAUUUUUAUUUGGUUUUAAUUUUUAUUUAGUCUAGACUUUGAUUUUCAAUUCUAUUUUAGUUAUAAUACAUUUUUCGUAUUUGUUAGCUAGUUUAGUUUGUAUUAGUUUCAGUUAUAGCUUCAGUCUUUAAUGUAAUUCAACUUACAUUAAAGACUAAAGAUGAAAUAAUAGAAAUAAAAUCUCAGAUAUAGAUGGACUGCUGCAGCAUCAUAACUAACCUGACUGCGGUACCUGCCAUAGGCUUGGGUAAUGCGGUACAGCAAAACAACUGGAAACCAGACUUCAUCUUUCUGCGUUUUAAGGACACAAUUGAAAACAAACCGAUUUUAAUUAGUUUCUUGAACUCUUAUUAAUUUUGUUUUUGUUGUUGCAAGAUCUAGUUUAAAUUUUUUUUUUUUGCAUUUAAUUCUAGUUUUCAUUAAUGGAUUAUUUUUAGGUAACAAUUAUAGCCUGGCUCUGAGAGUUUUGACUCUCAUGCCACACUUUUCAGAUUCACAGGUUUAAAAAAAACAUUAUUUUCCUUUCUUUUCACGUUUAUUUCUCUUAAAAUCCAAUAAAAAAAAAUACAUUCAAGUUAGGGUUUUGACAAUAGAUGCAACAUUACAAGUUUGGAGGUUCAAUGAACCAUUAAUGGACGGGAAUAAGAAAAACAAGUGUUCAUGACCAGCAUUGCUGCAGUUUAAGAUGAGGAAAUCCACCCACAACAACCUCUGAAGCUAAACAAAGAUCCCUGCCAGCUGCAUGGUGAUUGGCUGCUGCUGAAAACAUCAGGAGGCAUCUGGUUUAAAGGUUAAAGGUUAGGUUAAACAAAUGAAUAUACAGCCCUGUGGAGAGAUUUCAUCUCCCCCAAUCUUCCAGUUUUAAAGUGGUCCUCAAUCAGAGUUUAUAAAGUUUCUUUGGUACUUUUAUCGCUUUGUUCACCAAUUGCUGUUGUUCAUUUCAAAUGCAGGAUCAUGAGAUAAUAUUGUGCCAUAUGGAGGACAAAAUGCGUCAAACAUGAAAGACCAAAACCGGGUCAAUAAGCUUCAUCUUCUUUCAUGUUUUCAUGACCUUUUUACCCAGUUUUUGACUAACAGUGGACUAACAGUUCCUUGGGAAUCACCAUGUCUGUGCUGAAAUACUACUACUAAUAAUAAUACUACUUUACUUUCACUCAGAUGUGUCUGGCUACUUGUUAGAUUCAACCAAAGGAACAGGAACCAUCAGGCUGCUGGAAACAAAGUGCCUAAUUAUGUAUGUUUUUUCACUCAGCACUAAUUCAUCCAUUAGCAGCCUUUUUUAAAUCCAUUUCCUGAAUAAUUUACAAGUUUAGUCGUAGAUGAGUUGGGGAGGGAGAUAUGAUCAGUCGCUGGGGUGAAAAUGAAAAGAAAUGUCAAACUUUUUUCAAUACUGAAGCUUUUCCAGGAAAUGUUUCUACUUGGAGUGCCAAAACUUACCACACAGUCUUUUUAUUUUUUCAAAGGUGCUAAAAGUCACUUUUAAUUUAUUGACUUUAUUGCAUGAUGAGAUUUUAACAGGGACUUUCUGUGAAGGAUUUUCUCUGUAUUUCACUAGAAGGUGGAUUUGAGAACAAGGCCAUGAAGAGAGACGUAAAGCCUGCGGUCCAAGGACCAAAAGCUAAGCUCCUGGUCGUAAAGUUACUGAUUUUUAUUUUAUUGUAAAGACCUCACAACUGUAUUUGAAGAGGAUUUAGGAAAUUGACAUGAACAGGUAACUAACCUCCCAAUUGUUAUUUGACUAAAGGGGAGGUCAUCCGUUUUACAGGAAAGAUAAAGACAGACUGCAGUGGGAAUUUAGAUUAUGUUUUCAUGGUUUUUGGGCUGUAAAGUGAGAAAAAAUUGCAAACUCUCCUUCUAAAUUUAAUGGAAAGUAUAUCCUGCACAUUAAAAGACAAACAAGUCUAAAUAAUGGUUUUAUAGGUGUGCACACUCUUUAGUAUUUUACUCGAUUUCUUUGGUUGACUUGAUAUUUUCUGAAUCUACCUUCCAAAAGUUCCUCAGAUCCACUAGACUGGGAGGACCUCCAUGGUCCAGUCGGUUAUUUUAUUUUUUUUAUUUGGUGGUUUGAAAUGAUCAUGAUUCUGGAAAUAUAAAACCCCUCCUUAUCAACGGUUUGGGACAAAUAAAGCUGGGAAAGCACUGAUUUGAAAAACUCUGCCGAUAUUCAUAUCUGACAUCAUGCUGUCGAUAUUUAGAUCCUCUAUAUUUUCCUACCCUUGUGACGCUGGGAAAAAUUGACUGCAGUGCAGGUAUAGUUUUCCCUCUUGAAAAAAAACCAGCAAAUAGACUAAUCUUAAUAUCUGCUCUUUAAAUCCGUCCAGUUUUACUAAGUGGACUGAUACCAUUAUGUUUUAAAACGACCAACACUGAUGUUAACGCUGAUAUAUUGUGUAUCCUCUUUUACAUUUAAUCAUAACUUCAUUUCUUGUUACAAAAAUCCUAAGUUGAAUCCAGACAGCAUGAUGCUGCCACCACCAUGUCUCUGUAUGGGUGUUUUGUUGUUCUGACUCCCAAUUUUAAUCCUUUCAGUUUUUUAUACUCUCCCAAAUGUUUUGGAAGUUUAUGGUGAAGUCUUAAAAGUUUAGGGUGGAAAAAUAUUUUUCCCCUUAGAAUAUAAAGUAUAUGAGAUGGUUUUGUAUGCAGAAGAGAAGCAGUAAAGAUUCCUUCCGUGUUCAGAUUAGUGUCUGCCUUGUCUUUUCUUUAAUAAGAUUCUUUUAAAUGUUGGUUACUUCUCUAAAACCAAGGCUUUAGCUAAAGGAUGCAAAAAAACAGAAUAUGAAACAAAAAACUACCAGAACAGUUCUACUUUAUGGAAUCAGAGUAUCAGACCAAGAGUGUGCACAUUUAUAUACUGAAUUCUACAUUCCGUCCUUUUUUAGUUGAACUGCAGUAAAAGUGAAAAAAAAGUGGCUUUGAAAUUAUUUUACUGGCUUGUUUUGUUUGUCACGCUCUGCAGAGUCGCCACUUGCACUCGAUCUUUGUGUUCUUGGAACCAAGAACUGCAGUUAUUUUGCGAACAUAAAGCACUUAGAUUAUCAAGCACUUUUCAGCCAGCAGGUGUGACAUCACAUCCGUGAGGUGGAUCUAGAUAUCAGCGUCUUAAACGUCCAGAUUAUCCAUGCUGAGGUGGAUUUUUAAAUUUUUUAAAAAUGGAACAGUAGGGACCAGAGAAGAGUGGAUGUUUCUACUGAGGUUUGUAAAUCACUCAGGAAGUGAAGAGUUGUUUUUUUUUCUUCUUAUCAAAGUAUUUUUUGUAUAAAUGCUAUAUUUCAGUGAUAUUAUU